Molecule: messenger RNA, 8423 nt
Organism: Syngnathoides biaculeatus (alligator pipefish)
Lineage: Eukaryota; Metazoa; Chordata; Actinopteri; Syngnathiformes; Syngnathidae
Gene: fign
Product: fidgetin
Exons: 3
Coding region: 891-3164 (757 amino acids)
Molecular function (GO): ATP binding; microtubule severing ATPase activity; ATP hydrolysis activity
Source: RefSeq, a predicted model, not a curated record
GCGGCUUCGUUCAGAAUUGCAAAAAAGUCAAAUUUGAUUUCCAAAUGUUCAAAUUAAUGUUAAAUGGGAUUCGACUCACACUUGCUGCCAAACGUGCCUCUGAUUAAAGCCUAAACAAAGUUCAGCUGUUCUAGUAGGCUUUUUCUGACUUUUUUUUCCUUUUUGCCUUGUUGCAGAGGAAGCAUGAAGGUUUUGUGUCAACAUGAACUGGUAUUUGUUCAUAAUUUCCUCCAUCUUGACGAAAGUCUCACUUCCAUGAUGGCUGAUUAUGGGCUAAAACAAUACUACAGAUUUAUUGCCCGAUGUACAUUCUUCUGAGAGCUAUAAACGUGUCUUGUUCCCGUGUUGCAGAGCCACUUGAAGUCCUGCGUCAACUACAACGUAUGCACACGGUUUCAAUGCAAAUAUGAAAAUGUGCGUGUGUGUGUGUGUGUGGGGGGGGGGGGGGUCUUUCGGGCGAAGCGUUGCCAUGAUCGAGGCUCCUCGUGAGAGCGCAGCUCAUUAGGGGCUCCUCUUUGAAUUUGGCUCUCUCCUGCAGGGAUCAUGCGCAGUGUGCAGCGUGCCUGCCUCCCCUCUAGUCGGCCGAGCGAGCAGCUGUCCAAGGGCUUGGAAUUCCAACAUGGCAGAGCCACUGGUCAGUCUCGCUCGCAGCAACUUGGAAUGCUCUCCGGUGUCGAGCCGCGGCUCCCGCAGCCUCUAACGCUCCGCGACAACCAGCAGACCGCCGCACUCGGAUCGAUGCUCGCGUAAAAGCCCGCAGCCGCCCUGUCACCUACACAGUUGUGAAAGGAAAUCGAGUGUGGCUGCAAUGAGAAGCAACCCGUUGGAAUUGUACCUGGUGAACGUUGUGAAUCUGCUGUCUUCCUUCUCUCGUUUCCAGGCGUGAAGACAUGAUUACUAGCAGCAGCUUUUAUGGUCUAAAGAUGCAGUGGACCCCAGAGCACACACAAUGGGCAGAACAACACUUUGACAUCUCAUCCACUACCCGCUCUCCGGCGCACAAAGUAGAGGCCUACCGGGGACACUUACAGCGAACGUACCAGUAUGCGUGGGCAAACGAUGAUAUCUCCGCUCUGACUGCCUCCAACCUGCUUAAGAAGUAUGCAGAGAAGUACUCCGGGAUCCUCGAAGGCCCAAAUGAAAGAGCCCUUCUCUGUUCCUACUCAGAAGGCACUACUGGACUCUUGAAUGGACGAAAGUCGGAGAAUGAGCCCUGGCAGGAGGGGAUUUACCCGAUGAACUGUGCUCCAGAUGUUAUAUCUGUUAGCAAAGCUGGAAUGACAGCUGCCCUACCCCCUACAGAUGCGUCAGCUAGCAUAGGCAGCUCCCCGGGGGUGGCGAGCAGCUUGUCUGAGCCGAGCUAUUCCAGCAGUAACUGCGGGAGCCACACGGCCACGACUCUCCACUCGAGCCUUUCCUCUCAGGAAUACAGUGCCGGCUACAACGGCCCCUACCUGCAUUCUAGCUACAGUGGCCAGACAACCCCAGCCCUCCCUUCUCCACAUCCCUCUCCUUUGCACAGCGCCGGGCUCUUACAGCCCCCGCCGCCGCCGCCUCCUCCCCCCACCUUAGUACCGAGCUACAAUGGCGCGUCUCCAAAUCUUUCCAACUACAAUUAUCCGCCAACAGGGUAUCCCUCUCAAACGGCUGUCGCCCCCGGUUAUAGCCCCGGGGGAGUGCCCCCUCCUUCUGCUUAUCUGCCGUCCGGCAUUGCGGCGCCCACUCCGAUCCCUUCCUCCACUCUGCCCGGCUACACCUACCAGUCCCACAAUCAUACACCGAUUGCCCCGGCACCUCUGAAUGGUAGCACAUCCAACUCGUUAAAACGAAAGGCUUUCUACAUGAGUGGACAUGGAGAAGUGGACUCCAGCUAUGGUGACUUCAACUACAACCAACAGCGCUCUUCUCAGAGUCCCAUGUACAGACUAGCGGACAGCAGUGUUUCAGAUUCCAACAGGGGCAAUGGCUUUGAGAGAAAUGCUGAGGCCUCCGCUUUGGCAUUCAAGACAACCAAACAGACAAUAUCUUCCGAUCAGCCAAGAAAAUUUAGUAUACACCCUAGCGGGGCUCUGACUCCCCCGUCCUUCGGAUCGACUAAAAGCUCCGUGGAUGACCUCCGAGCUGGUGAGCCCUACAGCAAGUUUGGAUCCCCAAUAUUGAGCGAACAAAGCGAAGAACACAGACAGCACCUGCCUCACUCCCUAACGGGGCCCGAUGUCGGUACGCCUACCUCGUCCAUCCUUUCUGCCGAGGAACAACUGAAGAACAGCGAUCCCAACUUGGUGGACAUGGUGACGUCAGAAAUCCUUCAGCAGUGCCCUCAGGUUGAUUGGAGCGACAUCGCCGGACUCGAUAUGGCAAAAGCAGCCAUCAAGGAGGAGAUACUGUGGCCCAUUUUAAGGCCGGAUAUGUUCAAUGGACUUCACGCAUUACCUCGCAAUCUUCUUUUAUUUGGACCUCAGGGAACGGGCAGAACACUGCUGGCUCGCUGUAUGGCCAACCAGCUGGGGGCCGCCUUCUUGAGACUUAGCAGCUCUACACUGGUGACCAAAUGGUUGGUGGAGGGAGACAAAGUCAUUCAGGCUUCUUUCCUGCUGGCUCGGUGUCGCCAACCAGCGGUGGUGUUCAUCAGCGAGGUGGAGCUCCUCCUGUCGGCCCAGCUAAGCGAGGACAGCCCAGUGAGUCGCCUGAAAGCUGAACUCCUCAUGCAGCUCGACAGUAUUUUGUCCUCAGCUGAGGACCACGUUCUUGUGGUCUGCUCCACCAGUAAACCCGAAGAGAUCCCGGAGUCCCUAAGGAGGUACUUUACCAAGCGAUUGCUCAUUCCCUUACCUGACGGGACAGCACGACACCAGAUAAUCAGCCAAGUGCUCUCACAACACAACUACUGUCUUAGUGACAAAGAGAUGUCAUUACUGGUUCAGAGGACAGAAGCUUUUUCAGGACUGGACGUGGUUCAGCUUUGUCAAGAGGCCGUGGUGGGCACUCUCCACGGCGUUCCCGGUUCCGACCUGUCGAGUAUCCACCCAAGACAAAUGAGACCAGUGGCUUUUCAAGACUUCGACAAUGUGUUUUGUAAAUUCCAGCCAAGCAUAUCACAAAAAGAACUUGACACAUACACUGAAUGGAAUAAAAUGUUUGGUUGCAGUCAAGGAAAUCAAUGAGAUGCUUCUAUCAUGAUUUCUCAAAAGAGUUUUUUUUUUUUUUUUUUGGGGGGGGGGUGGGCGUUAUCAUCCACUGGGCUGGAAGAAUCACCACAUGAAAGCUCUUGAUAUAGUCAAGGGUUUGGCAUUGAGUGCUUUAGAUGUAAAUUGAGCAACCCAUAAUUUGAUAAAUUGGUACAUGGCUGGAGUUACUUGUUCACGAAAAGACUUGUAAAGGAUACCCACUCCCCACUUCUUGUUUUUGUAUAUAAAUACAUAUAUAUGACUAAACUACGAUACUGCUGAUUUUGAGAUUUAGUUGCUAUCAAGUGCCUGAGGUGGUGCUGUUUAAAUUUUCAUUUUUUGCCUCAAAAUCUUCAUUGGUGACAUGUGCUAAUAGUGCGAUUAAAAACAAAAGCUUUAAAAUGAAAAAAAAAAUGCUUUCUAUUUUCCAUUAGAACAGCUGUGUCUGUUGUGUGCUCUUUGUGAACAGUUAUUUUGAGCUAAAUUAAAUUUUAUGGGCAUAAUUUCCGCUUCAUCUUCUGGCAUAUUUUUACUGUAUGUGUAAAUGAUUUAAUUAUGGGGAACAACAAAAACAUUUACAUACACAUACUUUGCCUACUCAUUUGGUCCAGUAAGAGUCAAGCAAGUUGGUAUUUUUUCGCUCUUCCACUGUAGAUACAACAUAGAGUGAAUAUUAUUUUUCAAUGUGGCUUCACUUUAACCAAUAAAUUACUAUGUAAUCGUUGUUAGUUGUAAUUCAGUGUUUGACCUACAUGUAAAAUUAGACCAUCCGAUGUUUUCUUUUAAUUUUGAAAACUCAGGAAAAGUGAUUAAGGUAGAGUCAUCAAAUACAGUUGAGCCCAAUAUUAUUCACACCUUUUCUGCUUCCUCUUCCUCCCUAAGUGUAAAAUGAUCCCAGACCUUGAAAAACCUUCCUCCUGGCUCACCGCCAUCAUUUGUUUGUAAAUGGAGUGGUACGUGCAAGUGCAGUAAAACUUGUCUGUGUGAGAAAAUGAUGACUGCCGGGCUCCGAGGCAGAGAUUCGGCUUUGAGUAAAUCAAGUUGUAGGAGUUAUUUGAUGCAUCAUUUCAGCUCUGGACUAAAGUGGCAACUAUGCGAAAAUAUUAAAAACAAAAAAAGAGUUUGUUUUGCGAUAUUAAGUUAUAUAUCAACAUCCAGAGAAAAAUCAAUCACAGGAUUCUUCACAAUGCUGCAAAAGCUUGCGUUUCCUCAAAAGCGUGUUGAUCAGAUCACUGGUAUGGUUCAUUUAUAAACUAAAAUAAUGAAAUCCUAAUUUCUGACGCAGAUUCUUCGUCUUGUGUAAUUUCCAGACAAACAAAACCUGGUCAGGAGUUUAACACCACAUUUUGCAAGGGUACGAACCAUUUUGGGCUUAGUUGAACAUUUCUAACACGACACCCCACAAGAAGACUUACAUCUGAAAUUGUAUCAAGCGACCACAAAUGGCUGUAAUACCUCAGCAAGUGAGAAAUGAGAUGGUUUCUAGAAUGAAUGUAUAUAUUUAAUUUUGAUUUAUUUCCAAGACAAAUAGUAAUCUGCUUUGUGGCGUUUCCUUGAAAUGGAACAUUGUAUUAUGAUUAGAGAUUUGCCUUUGAAGAGAAUGGUACCGUUAUUUAUCUCGAAUUGUUGCCUCCGGCUGAUUUCCGUAGUUAUUUUCAAGGCGCUAUCACGUAGAAAAUCAUGCACCAUGAUUCUGGUCUUUGAGUUGCGUCGUUUGGAGGCUCAGCUGUACGUCUCACCACGAGAGCCGUGUAGAAUUUGAAAAAGGGGCAGACAAACAUCUCGGGGUUGAGCGAGAAAAAAUGCCCGGAGCAAUUUCAUUCCAUCCUGCUGCUGUUUUAUCAUUAAUGAAACCGAAGGAUUAUGUAUCUCCUAAGUUGCUUUUCUACCUCAGUUUGUUAGUUAUCUAUGAAAGACAAAUGUAUGACAGCAGCUAAUGUUAAAAAAAAAAUCUUUUUUUUUUAACUUUUAUUUUUUAGUGAGUGCAAAAUUCAAUGAAUAUAAAAAAGUCUACACACCCCUGUUGCAAUGUCACCUUUUUGUAAAAUAAGAAAACGAGACCAGGAUGAAUCAUCUGAAAACUUUUGGGAGCAUUAGUGUGGCCUAUAACUUGGAAAGCUCAACUCAUUUGUUUUAAUAUUUCAAGACGACUGUAAAAAUAAACUCAGAUGAUUGUUUGCAAGACUGUGCACGCCCUCCUAAAACUGUGGAUGUUCCUGUUUAAAGAAUUCUCCCAUCACAUUCAAUUCUUGUAAAAUAGGAGUCAGCACUUGACUGCCACCAUUUAAAGUGAUUUUGAUUAACCCCAAAUCAAUCUCAGAUGUUCUAGUAGGCUGUUACGGACAUUUCUUUUUAGUUAUUGACUUUUUAAUUGUUUGUACAGGUCAUAUGCAUCAUUAACGGUGGAAACAUUUUGCAGUGAUUUAUCUUAGUCUAAUUUUUUAUAUUGCAAAAAAAAAUACCGUUUGAGCAUAGGUGUGAAGACUUUUUAUAUCCACUUUAUAUGAGCUUUCCAAUUUCAUUCCAAAUGAUUCUAUAAAAGGGGAAUACCAGUGAUCAUGUUUGCCCCAAUGUAUCAUCACUUAUCCCAACGAUAUCACACAAUGUAGAUCGGGUUCCGAAUUUAACAGCUUGGUUACUUUGAAAGAAACAAACGGAGAAAAAAAGCUGAAUGUUUAUGGAAGACACGCUGUGACACUGUCUCAGUCUAUAAAUGUAACAUCCAUGAGUUGAGUGGCACUCCUUUGACUUGAGGGCGAGUGGCAAGAUGUGACAAAGUCUUAUUUUUAGACGUUUAUUUAUACCUGUUUGUUGUUAUUAAGCGGUACAUAAUCCAAACAACGUUUUUGGCGAUGAAAGAAAGCGCGCGUCUGACAAGUGAGUUUGGCACAUUUGAAUGUAUGAUGUCCUCUGGCCCGAGACAACACGAAAUACUCGCACAGUGAUUAAAAAAAAAAAAGGCACUGAAGUAGAUAGCACUGUCGUUCUGUUGCACUAAACUUGGUUUCAAAGAGGUCCUGUUGUGUUUUUUCUUUCUUUUUACGAUUAGCAGAUGAUUAUCAAUAUAUAGCUCCACUAACGUCGCGUCAUUGUGCAUUAAUGAGAUUCCACCCAAGAAUUUGGUUUGAUGGAGGCUGUCAGAAAAAAAUUUAGUUCGUUGUGUACAAUUGAAUUCAGUCCUAGAGAGGUUUUUUAUAGGACUUGUAUUUAAUUUCCUUGCAUGUGUGGCCUCAGAACCACACGAGAAGCUACAAAGCUCGUGAUACCGAUGUGUAGUUUUACUGUGCAUUCUGUUCUUAAAAUACGUUUUCAUGAAGUACACACAAUAAUCCAGAAUGCAUUUCUUUUCCGUGCCCUUUGAGAUCAACUUGGGCAUCAUCAUGGGCAUUUCUCAUUAUUAUAAAUAAUUUUUAUAUAUUUUUUGUGUUCACUUAAGUAGAAUGUAUAUUAGUGUGUGUAUCACUGCAAUUUCUUCAUGAUUGAUAUUUGAAGAGGAAUCCACCAUCUUUCCAAAGCUGAUUGUGUGUUUAUUUGCAUAAUGUUAAAAUAUAUUUAAAAAUAAUCAUAAACAGACUAAAAAUCAUGAAUAUAAAAUUUGUCUUACUACUACUGCUGCAUAGUGUAGUAACUGCUAAGGAUUGUUGGGGCUGCAUUGGAAAGAAAAGAAGUUUGAAUACCUAAAGCGGGACCAUUAGCAAAAAUGGUAACGUUGCAAGAAGUCACAAUUGGCUCUUUUGUGACAUGUUUCAGUUGAAAACCUCCUCAGCUGUCGUCAUCCUAACACAGGCAUACUGCAUGUUCACACUUGUAAUAUUUUGACUUUUUCUUCCUUAUUCGCAUGUAUUUUUUUUUGUCUUUUCAAUGCGACUCAUUCUACUUUGCAGAAAACUAGUAAUUGGGAUCACUCACUAGUUGAGGAAAAAAAACAUGAAGAAAAAAGUACAAUGUUAUGAAUAAUUGCACUUUUCUUGAAUGAGGCCAAAGUAAAAUAGCUUUCUUUUGACAAUGUUAGAGCUCAAAACAGCUAUGGUACAUGUACAUGAUAUUUUGAAAUUGACACCUUUAUUUUAUUUACACUCUCAUCUGGCAAUGUUUAGUAUUGUGGCACAGUAUAUUUUAACAGACUUUGCCUUUUUUUUAAAAUUGAACAUAUACAGUUAAAUCUUUUUCCUAGCAAGGUUAACAAAUCUGUAGUCUUGGCUGGCAAUUUUAAUGUAUUAUUGCAAGCUUGUAUUUGACAAGUAGGAGACAAGAAGCCCUAAGUGCCAUUAGAAAGCACAGAAUUCAUGUGUUUUCUCAAAAAUAAGGUUCAAGAACAUACAGCGUGAUGUACGCAUAAAAGGAGAAUAUCUAAAAAAAAAUGUUUUUUGAAAAAGGCAAAUAAUUUCUAAGUAUGGCACAAGGCUAAGGAGUUGCAUUAGUGUGGGUUUGAUUGUUAUCACAUCUCAAAUUAGGACAGUCACAUAUUUAUUCAAACGGGAUGGGUGUGUUUCACCUGCUGUCAAUGUUAGAAUUAUAAUUUGUCAUUCAUUAUUAAGGGUGACACGCCGAGAAGGGCCCGUGGUGACCGGCGAUACUUGAGCAGAAUCUUUGAUAAGCACAUCAAUCCUCACGGGUGUUGCUUUUUCUUUUUGUUUGUUUGUCUUUUUUGCUCAUUGAAUACUUUUGCUUCCGUCCUUUAAGGUAUGUCAUUCGAGCCGGUAAUCUUUCUUUAUAUGCAUUUCUACCUCAUAUCACUGCAUAACGUAGAUGUAGUUUGUAUGUCUUUUUUAUUAUUCUGAUUAUUGUCAUGCAUUUGUGGAAUUAAAAAAAAAGAUGGAAAGUCAGCAACAUAAAAAAAAAGAAUAAAAAAUGUGCCCUUGGAACUGAACAGUCUACCUCGUAAAGACUGUCUUUAUUUACACUGGCUACUGCAAAUCACAGAAGGGGGGGGGGUAAAGAAAGUAUAAUUGGAUUCAUUCCCCACGAAAAAGUGUUAUGGACUACAAGAUGUGAGUUUCCCCCCCACCCAAGAAAAAUCCAAUCCAAUGUGAACUAUUGUUAUGUCAGUGUAUAUGGAUGUGCCAAUUUCCAAGUGUACAGGGUGGGUACACAUUUGGACUGUUCUUAUCUAUGUACAGACGAUGAACUUGCACAUAGCUGUACCUAUUGUACAUUUGCUUACAGCCUACAGCAUACGGUACAUAAAAAGCACCACAUACAUGUUUAUACGUGUGUAUGUAUUGCCAUAGUAAAGUGACUUUAAAUGUAUUUUAA